AUGUUUCAAAUCAUUAAGGAUACUUCUCAUAACAAUGAUUUAGAGUUUAAUCCCAGUAACUUUUACAUUGAUGUGGAUUUGAAUAUCAUACCCACUAUUGAAGAAAUGUUUGGGAUACAUAAGACGGUCAUUAAAUUAUCUUUAUACAACUACACAAAUACCAUAUGGCAUAAAGUUAUAAGCUUAGGGCUAUCACAACAUGACGAUUAUAAUAUAGAAAAAACAAUACGUCGUAUGUGUUUUCUUGCUUUGAGCCCUAUUGAACAUAUCGGAGAAAUCUGGACUAAAAUAAAAAAUGAAGCACCUCAGAAUGAAAAUUUAUCAGAACUCAUAAGCUAUAUUACUGACACGUUUAUAAUUUAUAAUGGACGUGUGUUAAACCCAACUGUAUGGAAUCAUUACGACACAGACAAUAUAAAAACUAUUAGCUACCUAGAUGGAUUUAACGACUUUAUUGAUGCAAAUAUUAAGAAUUCAAAUCUGAGCGCUAUUGAUUGCAUUAUUAAAUUGAAAAGUAUGCAACAAGACUUCGAGAUGGAAAUUUCGAAUCCAGAAAAAUCCAAUGUAGCCUCAAAUAUUCCCAAAAAAUACAAGUUCUUAGAAGCAAAAUUUAACCAUGCAAAAGAAAAGUAA
Macrosiphum euphorbiae (potato aphid) is the source of this 633-nucleotide messenger RNA. The record is from the annotation of a GenBank genome assembly. Lineage: Eukaryota; Metazoa; Arthropoda; Insecta; Hemiptera; Aphididae.